Antechinus flavipes (yellow-footed antechinus) is the source of this 3548-nucleotide messenger RNA. RefSeq names its product solute carrier family 2 member 12 (gene SLC2A12). Bases 695 to 2596 code for a protein of 633 amino acids. Gene Ontology annotation, cellular component: membrane. Gene Ontology annotation, biological process: transmembrane transport. The record is from RefSeq and is a predicted model, not a curated record. Gene Ontology annotation, molecular function: transmembrane transporter activity. The transcript is spliced from 5 exons. NCBI's taxonomy places the organism in Eukaryota, Metazoa, Chordata, Mammalia, Dasyuromorphia, Dasyuridae.
AUUAUUCUGGAAUAUGGCUUCUCUGUCACCAUGAGGAAAAAACUGGGCAUGGGUUCGGGGACUGGGAUGGAGAUUUUAGUGUUCUAUUUAAGGUGCUCAGUGUCCCUGGACUAACAGUCCUGGUGAAAAUCUGACACUCCUUCCCUCCCUGCUAUCUCUUAGCAUAACUAGUUCCUUAUUCUGCAAGAUCUGAUACCAUCCGCCUCGCUUUAGGAAUGGAAUUUAAAUCUUCUCUGUGUCUGCUCUCUGUCUUUUCCAAAGGUGCAAGGGAUACAAGAGGCUUUCAGAGCCACGGUCCAAGGAAUGUAUCAGAGCUCCUCCAUGCAAAAGUGUAUUAACCCCUACCUCCAAGUCUUUGCUUAAAGGCCGGAGCAACACUUCCGAAGGAUGGCCCACCCCCUGGCCGGUGAUAGGCUGCUGAGAAUAGCAACAGCUUGUGUCACUGGAAAGGGCAAAGCUUUCUGAAAUAGAAACAAAAGUUGUUCACGAAUCACUCCGGCUGAGUCUGAAGUUCCCCAGCGGCCCCCCCCCCCCCCCCCCCCACCUCCCCCUAAGUUGUUUCUCCUCCCCCUUCUUCUCCUGUCACAGUCUCUUAUACCAUGCUGCUAUGGGGAAAGUAACUGCUUCAAUUUCUGUCGCUAGGAUAGGUUCUGGUCUUGCACACUCCGAGGAAAGACUGUAACUUGGAGAUGACAUGACAAUGGUACCUGUUCAAAACGCGGAGGAGCCUGACCGGCUGUGCCAGAAAAUGAGAGCGGCUGAGAGUGACUGCAACAACAGCCCGGGCGGCGCUGGGCGGCAGCUUCCCGCUCCGAGAGGCUGUGGAAUGUUUACUUUCCUCUCAUCUGUUACUGCUGCUGUCAGUGGACUCCUGAUGGGCUAUGAACUUGGGCUCAUCUCUGGGGCCCUUCUGCAAUUAAGUGGCUUAUUAGCCUUGUCUUGCCGACAACAGGAAAUGGUUGUAAGUUCCCUGCUCAUUGGGGCCUUAUUGGCUUCUCUCACAGGAGGAUUCUUCAUAGACAGAUAUGGAAGAAGAACUGCUAUCAUAUUAUCAUCCUGCUUGCUUGGGCUGGGCAGCUUGGUUGUGAUCCUGAGCCUAUCCUACCCAGUUCUUAUAAUAGGACGAAUUGCCAUAGGAGUUUCCAUAUCACUGUCUUCCAUUGCUACCUGUGUCUAUAUUGCAGAGAUUGCUCCACAGCACAGAAGAGGCCUUCUUGUAUCACUGAAUGAACUGAUGAUUGUAAUUGGCAUUCUUCUUGCCUAUAUUUCAAAUUAUGCAUUUGCCAGUGUUUUCCACGGUUGGAAGUAUAUGUUUGGCCUUGUUAUCCCGUUGGGAAUUUUGCAAGCCAUUGCAAUGUACUUUCUUCCACCCAGCCCUCGAUUCCUGGUAAUGAAAGGGUAUGAUGAAGCUGCUAGUAAAGUCUUAGGAAGAUUAAGAGGCAUCUCAGACACUACUGAAGAACUUACUGCAAUAAAAUCUUCCUUGAAAGAUGAACACCAGUAUAGUUUCUGGGAUCUUUUUCGUUCAAAGGACAACAUGAGGACCAGAGUACUAAUAGGCCUCAUGUUGGUCUUUUUUGUGCAAAUCACAGGACAGCCAAACAUUUUAUUUUAUGCAUCAACUGUCUUAAAAUCUGUUGGAUUUCAGAGCAAUGAGGCAGCCAGUCUUGCCUCAACUGGAGUCGGAGUUGUCAAAGUCAUCAGCACAAUUCCAGCUACCCUUUUUGUGGACCGGGUUGGGAGCAAGACUUUUCUGUGCCUUGGCACCUCAGUGAUGGCAGCCUCCUUGGUGACUAUGGGUCUUGUGAAUCUUAACAUCCAUAUCAAUUUUACCAGUAUCUGCAGAAGUCAUAGUCCUAUUAACCACUCCCUAGAAGACUUAAUUUUUUAUGAACAAGGAAAUCUGCCAGUUAGCAACAACAGUCUCAAGGAACUAUUUAUGGGGAUAACUCCAAAUAGCAAGAGCUCACUCAUGUCGGUCAGAAGUGAUACCAAAAAGCAAGGGGAGCUGAUAUGGGCAUCUGUGCCAAGUGUUGGAACCUCUAGACCAAGCCCAACACAACACCACCAAGAAAGGGGCCAAAAUGAAGUCCCAGAAUUUUUGAAGUGGCUCUCCUUGGUCAGCUUACUUUUUUAUGUUGCAGCUUUUUCCAUAGGACUUGGACCAAUGCCUUGGCUGGUGUUGAGUGAAAUUUUUCCUGGUGGAAUUAGAGGAAGAGCAAUGGCUUUAACUUCUAGCAUGAACUGGGGCAUCAAUCUCCUUAUCUCACUAACAUUUUUGACAGUAACUGAACUUAUUGGUCUUCCAUGGGUGUGCUUUAUUUACACAAUAAUGAGUCUAGCAGCACUGAUUUUUGUUAUUUUGUUUAUCCCGGAAACAAAGGGAUGCUCUUUGGAACAAAUAUCAAUGGAACUGGCAAAAUCGAACUAUGUGAAACACAACAUUUAUCUUAUGAGUCAUCAGAGAGAGAAGUUAGUGCCAACGGAGCUUCAAAAGACAAACCAUCAAGAGCAGUUCUUAGAGUGUAAAAGGUUGUGUAGUAAAGGGCAAUCAAGCAGCUCUUUCAGGAUAACUGAUGGCAUAUGCAAACAAUGAUAUAGAUUUGGUGUAAGGACACUUAAUGUCUUUCUAAUAAUAUACAUUUGGUAUUUUUUUCAACUUUUGAAGGUCAAGCUUUAAGGUAUUUCCUAAUCUAGUCACAAGUGGCUUGAAAAUCAGUUCUUAAUCUAAAAGUCUAACUAGGGAAAGAGGAAGCAGACAUCAGCAAAGUACCUACCAUUCUCGAAGAACCAGUUAAGAACUGGCCUGAGAAAAUGCAGUUGAGUCUCACUGUCCUGAACAAUUUAAGAAAGAACAGGCCUUUUGCAAUCAAGUGAGCACUCUACAUCACUCUACAUCGCCAAAUAUAUAUAUGGGAUGUGUGUGUAUGUGUAUAUGUGUGUGUGUGUGUGUGUGUGUGUGUGUGUGUGUACACAUCCACAAACAUGAAAACUUAAAAAAAAAGUUUUAUUUUUAGAAGUAUGAGGGGCAGAUUUCAAAAUAUGAUUUUACUAUUCACUAUAGGAACCUGGCUUGCAUAAUGGAUCUUUUUUUUCCUUUUUUGUAAGAAAAGGCAGUAAAUUCUAUGGAUGCAGCUCAUCUUUCUUUGUUAGUUGAAAAAGGGUUAAAAUGCUCUGAUGGCUAUGUUUUCGAUUGUACUUGCUGACCUGUAUCUAAUUAAGAAUAGUAAAGGUUUCUAUAGCUGUUAUUAAAAUCUAUGUAGUAAUUUUAAAAAUUAACCAACAAGUGGGCUUUCUGAACUUACAUGAAUAUAUUCCAGAUCUCAAUGCCCAUGUAAAUAAUCAAUUCUGUAGUAAUAGAUAACAAUGAAUUUUUCAACAUUUUUCCUUGUUACCUGAGAUGCCAAGAGAGAUUGGAAAUAUGGGACCAUAUUUAGUUGUAACCCUUAGAGAAAACUUAUAAAAAAUUUCAUGAAAUCCAGAAGUUUGUCAGAUAUUUAAUGUUAUUUUUUUGUUGCCUUAAAUAAAGCUUUCAAAAUUUUCUCCUA